AGCAAGUUUCUAAACAAGAUCUGAAGGGAGGAAAUCGAAGAGGUCGAGAAGGGAAACACCUGCUGUGUGUGUGUUUUUACUUUUUAAACAACACUGGUUUUCCCCUCGACUUUUAAAAAGUUGCCAUGUGAUCCUCCAGCCGAUCUCAGCCAGAAUGUCAGCCGGCAUUUGCGCGUUUUCCCCCGGUAAGCGACACCCCCUUUCCUCGGUGUCUUCCAACUGAACCGCAACACGUCGACUUUCUUUUCCCCCAUCCUGUUAUAAAUACAGUUUCCAGGGAGUUUCCACAGGGGGGAAACAUGCGCUCUUUAGCCGGACUUGGUGCCCUUGUGGCGGCUGCGAGUUUCUUUCUCUACCUGCUGUCCACUCAUCUCCCCCCGGGAACCAAGCACCUUCAGCCGGCCUCUGAGGGGGAGGAAGAGACGGUGGAGGAGUACAGUCUGAAGUUCCCGUCGGACCUGGACUCUCUGCGGGAGCUCGCUGAGAUGCUGAAGCUUUAUAAACGAGAACAUUACAGCUACGUCCUGCUGCUGUUCUGCAGCGCGUAUCUCUACAAACAGUCCUUUGCUAUACCCGGAUCCUCCUUUCUGAACAUGUUAGCCGGAGCGAUCUUCGGGCCCUGGGAGGGUCUCGUGCUGGCCUGCCUUCUGACCACGGUGGGCUCCACCUUCUGCUUCCUGCUCUCCUCAGCGUUCGGGAAGCAGCACGUCGUUCACUUCUUCCCCGACAAGGUGGCUCUGCUGCAGAGGAAGGUGGAGGAAAAUCGUAGCAGUUUGUUCUUCUUCCUCCUUUUCCUCCGUUUCUUCCCCAUGACUCCUAACUGGUUCCUGAACAUCACGUGUCCCGUCCUCAACAUCCCGAUGCCCAUUUUCUUCUUCUCUGUGUUAAUAGGUUUGAUCCCCUAUAACUUCAUCUGCGUCCGAACGGGCUCCAUCCUGUCAGAGAUCUCCUCUCUGGACGAUAUCUUCUCCUGGGCGACUCUGGCUCAGCUGUUAGCCAUCGCCCUCAUGGCUCUGCUGCCCGGAGCCGUGAUCAAACGCUACGGAGAGGCUCACCUCAGGGUGGAUGGCAUGGACGGAGAGGAUCAGAUCAGGAAGGAACGAUGAUUCUGAGAAGAAGGAGCAAUAAACUGGAAACUGAUGUCUUACGAUACUGAAGCUUGAUCAAGGAGGAUUGACAGACAAAACAACCAGAACAACUGAGAUGUUCUGCCACCACCAACACUUAUGAAGCCUUUCUUUUCACAUAAUGAUCAGAGACAGCCAGGGUCAGGAAGGAGCAGAAGGAACGGG
Trematomus bernacchii (emerald rockcod) is the source of this 1292-nucleotide messenger RNA. RefSeq names its product transmembrane protein 41A-B-like. The record is from RefSeq and is a predicted model, not a curated record. The transcript has 5 exons. NCBI's taxonomy places the organism in Eukaryota, Metazoa, Chordata, Actinopteri, Perciformes, Nototheniidae. Bases 300 to 1106 code for a protein of 268 amino acids.